Molecule: messenger RNA, 2291 nt
Organism: Plodia interpunctella (Indianmeal moth)
Lineage: Eukaryota; Metazoa; Arthropoda; Insecta; Lepidoptera; Pyralidae
Gene: Catl-like
Product: cathepsin S-like
Exons: 14
Coding region: 18-1670 (550 amino acids)
Biological process (GO): immune response; positive regulation of peptidase activity; positive regulation of apoptotic signaling pathway
Cellular component (GO): lysosome
Molecular function (GO): cysteine-type endopeptidase activator activity involved in apoptotic process; cysteine-type endopeptidase activity
Source: RefSeq, a predicted model, not a curated record
CGGCGAGGUUAGUGAAAAUGUUAGUAACAAAAUUAUUAUUUUUAUUUAGCAUAGUGGUGGUAGCACCAGGGCGUCGACUAAAGGAUGAUAAGGAUGAGGAUGUGGAUCUAUCGUGGCCUGAAGAGUACCACUGCGAAGCGAGGCGAAUGUACCUCUCUGCCAAUUUGAUUGAAAAUUUUAAAAUAUGGCGCACCGAGAAAAAAUCCAGAGUCGACUACAAUGAUGGCGCAGUAAAGAGCAUUAUUGUUCCAACGAAGUCAAGGAGGAGUCAUGGAAUGAGAUAUUAUAUCUUUCCAAAAACUACCAACUAUGAAGAAAACGAAAUGGCUUGUGAAAAAACAAAAGGUAGCAGGGGCGAGCCAGAAGAGCCGGUGGAUCUGUUGCCAAACACUUUUGAAAACUACGUAGCAGUGGAAAACGACACUAUCUUCGGCGUACCUGUUACUAAGUUUUUUGCCGAAAAGGAAGAAGAUGGUUCGAAGUACAAGUUGACACUAUGGGCUAAGUUUGACUCUGAUUUUGAUUCUUGGAUACCUAUCAAAUAUGACGAGGAAGUGUACAACUCCUGGUUCGGAUACCUGGACCAUCACGACAUAUGGGAGUUCUAUAACUACGAGAAGGAUUUUGCGGAUGACGUCUUCGAUGUGUCUUCUUAUGAUUGUGUUGAAUCUGGCAAGACAUCCCUGGAAAAUGAAAUAAGUUUUAAACACCCAAAUAAAAAUGACCAUAUCGAUCGAGUUUUUAAUGCGUAUAAAGAAAAACACAAUAAAGUAUAUUCAAACGAAAAGGAGCACUCAAUUAGAAAGAGGAUCUUUCAAAAAAAUAUUAGGCUCGUCGCUGCAAGGAACCGUCAAAACCUUGGCUACAAACUAUCCCUGAACCAUUUCGCUGAUCGCACCCCUGAGGAAAUGAGGAAGCACACAGGGCUGGUGAGGCGUCAGGCGAGGAAACCUGGCAAUAUCCCGUUCCCUUACGAUGAGGCAAAGGUUAAAUCUAUGAGCGACAGCCUACCUGAUGAAUAUGACGCACGGCUGAUGGGACUAGUCACCUACAUUAAAAAUCAAGAAGAUUGCGGGUCGUGUUGGACCUUUGCCACCACUGCAGUGAUCGAGGGCGCCAUCGCCAGAAAUAAUGGCGGGAAACUGGUGUCACUCAGCAACCAGGCGCUCAUUGAUUGUGCGUGGGGAUAUGGUGCGGCAGGAUGUAACGGUGGCAGCGACGACGCAGCCUACGAGUGGAUUAGAGACUAUGGUCUGCCCACUGAGGAGGAAUACGGCCAGUACGCUAACAGGGAUGGAUUCUGCAAAAUCGACAACAUGACCAGGACCUACACCAUCAAAGGCUUCACAGACAUUACACCCAAUAGCAUCAAUGCUAUAAAGGUGGCGUUAGUUAAUCACGGACCAAUAACAACCUCCGUACACGCUAGCAAUGAGUUCUCUCUCUAUGCGGGAGGAGUUUUCUACACAUCCGAAGCGGACUGCCCUAAAAGUACGAACAUGCUUAACCACGAAGUUGUGAUCGUCGGCUACGGAGAAGAGAAUGGUGAUGAGUUCUGGAUCGUGAAGAACUCAUGGGGCCCCACAUGGGGCAUCGACGGGUACAUGCAUAUCGCUGCCCGGGACAACGUGUGCGGCAUCGAAACUGAACCCACUUAUGUUAUUGUGUAGCCUGUGAUAGCCACGGAAUUUGGAUUAGGACAAUAUAAGUGCCAUCGACCGUCUCAUUGCCUAUUUUUGUGUAAUACCAAAUAGCACAGUUACUCCAGCAAUAUAGUACCUAGUGUCGUUGAAACAGUGCUAUGAACUGGCAAUGUGUUAUGUACUGCUCAAUGGUAUACACAGUUCUUCGUAUCAAUAAAUUAGAAACAAAUGUACAGUUCAGGGCAGAUAAACCUGACUCAUAUAUUUCCAUGUAGUGACCUGCAGCAGAUCAGGUAUAGGUAUUUACACUCACCUAUUCGUGUUACAUCCGUACGUAUCCUAUUUUAAAAAUUCAAAUUUCGACGGAAAUUUGGUUCGAAUGAUUGUGUGUGUCUCACAUGUUCAUUCAAACCAGCACAGCAUGAGUGGACUCUGUCUGAGGGCUUCUUAUCAGAGUGCUACGCCUUAUGUCAGUCAGGUGACGAUAAACUUACGCGUCUAUGACACUUAUAUUGUCUUAAUAAAAAUCGGACUUUGAGGAUACCUUAUUAUUUUAAUUGUAUAUUUUUUAACAGCAAGCUCAAUAUGCACGUGGAAUUUUUAUUAGUUAAUUAGUUGAUAAUUUAAUAUAAUGAAUCUAGAAGCUAA